AUGUUGAUACGCCAUUUGAGAUUGCAAGGCAUUGUGCCCUACGCCAAAGCUGAGAUUCUGCAGCAAGAUCUGGUCAAANAGUUCCUAGCUCACAAGGCAUCGCUUGCAACAAUCCCUGCUCCAAUUCCAACCAUCAUCACUGCCCAAUUCUCUCCUGUCUAUACCUGCGGUCGACGUGAAGUCGGCACUGUCUCCGCAGAACAACAAACAUAUCUGAAGGACAAUGGCAAUGCUGAAUUCUACGAAGCCCUUCGUGGUGGCCAAACAACUUUUCACGGUCCUGGUCAGCUUGUUGCAUAUCCCAUCAUCGACCUGAAGAGACACAACCUAUCGCCAAGAAACUACGUCUGUCUUUUGGAANAGACUCUCAUCAAAACUUGCGCUCGCUACGGUAUCAACGCCAUGACCACUGAGAAUCCUGGAGUUUGGACCACCCCAGAUGACAAGAUAUCCGCCUUGGGUGUCCACUUGCGCAGAAACAUCACCAGCCAUGGCAUCGGCCUCAACAUCAACACCGAUCUCAAAUGGUUCAGACGUAUCGUCGCUUGUGGCCUUGAGGGCAAGCGGACUACAAGUUUCGAAAAUGAAGGUGUCCAUGGCCAAUCUGUUGACCAAGUCGCCGAUGUCUUUGUCAACCAACUCGCUGAAUCCCUUCAUGACAUCGACGGCAUCGAAGAAGAACUCGUUGCUUAG
Molecule: messenger RNA, 693 nt
Organism: Aureobasidium musti
Lineage: Eukaryota; Fungi; Ascomycota; Dothideomycetes; Dothideales; Saccotheciaceae
Source: the annotation of a GenBank genome assembly